This is a messenger RNA of Colletotrichum truncatum, 846 nucleotides long. The record is from RefSeq and is a predicted model, not a curated record. Lineage: Eukaryota; Fungi; Ascomycota; Sordariomycetes; Glomerellales; Glomerellaceae.
AUGGCUUUUACGAGGUUGACUGAGCCUAUUAAGGAUGCAGUUGAGACUACUAGUCGGCGGGUUGGUAUUCGGGCACGCGACGUAGGUGCUAUUAUUCAGGAGCAGUUUCCUGAAUCUGUUUUCACCCAGCGGGAUAUCUAUAACGCUAGAGCCCGAAUCAAUCGCGAAAAGCUUAAUGGGUAUACACCAACUGCAGCUCUAAUCAAGCUUUUUGAUGAGCGGGAGAUCCCUUAUAUUGUGAAGUGGGCGGAUGAUGAGCCGAAUCGGCUUGUUGGGCUUGUCUGGACGUUUCCAUACUCUCUCCGGAUGUGGAAGCGGUUCCCCGAGGUUAUCAGCUUUGACAACACCUAUAACACCAAUCGCUUCAAGCUUCCACUCUUCCAAGCUACAGGGCAAACAUGUCUUGGAUCGGUAUUCAAUGCAGCAUUUGGUCUCAUCGAUAAUGAGAGACUAGAGGGGUUCCAGUUCUUAUCGCAGAGUAUCUUACAACUCAUUAAUCAGAACUCUAUUCGCCAACCAGAUGUUAUUAUCACCGACUACGACAGACAGAUGAAGGCAGCUCUUAACGAAUACUUUCCGAAUGUGCAACAACAGCUUUGUAUUCACCAUAUCAACUCAAACGUUAUGCUUAAAGCCAAGCAGAAGUGGCUUCAGAGCUAUUCUAGUAGUAGUGGGUCUGAAGAAGACGAUCUAGCUCUACAACCAGUUACCGAACUUAGCGAUGAGGACCAUGCCUAUAUCCAUACUUCAGUAGAUGGGGCUACGCCACAUAGCUACCGGGGGGUUCUUAUAAUGUGGAAGUUGGUUCUAUUUGCUGAGACAGAGGAUGCCUUUAGGAAAGCAUAG